Sycon ciliatum is the source of this 4681-nucleotide messenger RNA. RefSeq lists its product as uncharacterized. The transcript is spliced from 21 exons. The record is from RefSeq and is a predicted model, not a curated record. NCBI's taxonomy places the organism in Eukaryota, Metazoa, Porifera, Calcarea, Leucosolenida, Sycettidae. The coding region runs from base 175 to 4371 and encodes 1398 amino acids.
CAGAAAGUCGUAGGGCCCGUCCAGCAACAUCCAUACAUAUUAUACGCAGUAAUUCUGAGGAGAAUGUUCACUUGCUCAUUGUUGUCCUUGAAGAUAGGCUAAAAUACGAUUGCUGGCGAUAUACGAGUGUUAUACGUGAAUCGGACGAGCCAUCGUUGCAGAUUGUAUCGCGACAUGGCUGGCCAACUUGGACUAAGCAUCCUCAGUGCCCUGGUCGUCAUUGCCUGUCAAAGUGCUGCUGUGCCACUGACUGGGCACAGUUUUUGUCCUCAGGUUGGCGUAGCCCUGAAAUGGACAUCUGAUUCCAACCUUUACAACUUUACAAAUGGCCAUGAUAUAUGCAACCUACACAAUGGGACAUUACUGAGUGCAAGAGCGUUCACGUCGGGAUGCACGUCACAUGAUGUUCCCCAUCCUGCCUGGAUCGACCAGUUUGAGCAUGGAAAAAACGAUAAUAUUGCAUAUGUCACUGGAUCACCAGACUCUUCCACUCGUUACCUGAACGCCUCAAUACACGUCGUGUGCGAAAUACGUGUGCCACUGACUGGGCACAGAUAUUGUCCUCAGGUUGGCGCAGUCCUGAAAUGGACACCCGAUUCCACCCAUUUCAACUUUACAAAUGGCCAUGAUAUAUGCAACUUACACAAUGGUACAUUACUGAGUGCAAGAGCAUUCACGUCGGGAUGCACAUCACAUGAUGUUCCCCAUCCUGCCUGGAUCGACCAGUUUGAGCAUGGAAAAAACGAUAAUAUUGCAUAUGUCACUGGAUCACCAGACUCUUCCACUCGUUACCUGAACGCCUCAAUACACGUCGUGUGCGAAAUACCUGUGAAGUGUGCUGUACCUGCAAUUACCGAUGGUGUAACUGACCGGUUAGUGCUUCAAUACCAGGAAAAUGUUACUUAUUCCUGCACAAAGAAUCUAACUUUAGUGGGUGUUGCCACACAAGUUUGCACAGCUAAUGGAAGUCUUUCUUCUGUGCCGCCUCGCUGUACCUUCCCAGCAUCUCUGACAUCAGCGGAAUUCAGAUGUCCAUACUAUCCAUCGACAAUCCUGAAGUACUUCCCUGUUGAUAUGACCUUCGCCAAAGCAACUGAUCAUUGCAAGGCGUUUAAUGCAAAAAUAGCGACAAGAACUUCCUGCGUGAAGGAAUUUCUUAGUACCUCAGAGAGCAAUCCGGUUGCGUGGUUGGCCCAGAAAAGCGAGGGGUUGCAGUAUGCUAGUGACGGCAAAAAAUAUGAUGUAACAUCUGACCCAGCACUCAAGCACAAGGUUGUGUGUGAAACUGCACCGGAGGGUAGUCACACGUGCCUGAAGACUAGAGCUCACAUUGGUUUGUACGCCAACAAAGCUACACUGGUACAGGCAAAGGAGCAAUGCAGACGUCUGGGAGGACGGCUACCCGCUGGGAGCGACGAGGCAGAUUGCCUAAUGCACGCCAUGCACUUAGCGGGCGAUCGUUCAGUUGCCUACAAAACCAAGCCAUGGGUGCUCAGCUAUGAUGAAAGGCCACUUUAUCCGCACUCUAACUCCUAUUAUACACUCUACGAUACCAAUAAAAUUGAUGUCAAGAUGUCAAAAUCCUUAAAAUUCCACACUGUGUCCUGUGCCUUCAAUCUGAGGGAAUACUUCUGCGAAUUGCCUGUUGGUGAAACGGGAGUAACAAUGGUUCACUAUCCUGGCAGGACAUUUGAUACUGAAAGAGAGAACUUCUGCGGCAAUCAAAAUGCCCGCAUGGCAAUUAACGGCAGUGUUCGUGAAAAUAGAUGUAUUGAGGAGUUUAGAGAUUUGAUUCACAAAACCACGGGUCACUGGGAAGAAAACCUACAGAACCAGGUGUGCGUUUUCAGUCCUCGUGAUGUCUACUGCGAAACAACAGGGCGGAAACUUAGAUUUUACCCACAAAAGAUGGGGAUAUGGGACGCAUAUGCCCAUUGCACAAGCGUCAAUGGAAGAAUGCCAGAGAGGAAUGAGAAGUGGUGUAUAACAAGUAACUUCAUAUACAAAAAUAAUUAUGGGAAAAGAGAGGAGUCGGCUACUUGGCUGAACUUUAACUUUCACAACGGAGAAAACCCAACGACCACAUCCGGUAGUUCCUACCCAAAAGUAUCACCAGUGAAAUUCUAUGUCGUCUGCACCUUUCCCCGCUUUGUGCACACUGUGAAAUCCAGAUACCACUUCAAUGGGCUAGAUCUGUUCAUUGCUCCAAAUGUCAAUACUUAUCAUGAGCAACACAGCUGCCCCGAAGGUACCGGACCAGUUUAUGGGGGCACACUCUGGUCUAUGAGGCAUGACCUAUACCAAACUGAUCUUCGCAAUAUCUCAUUCAUAUAUGGCCAUAUGGGCCGAUACGCAUGGAGAUUUAUUGGGGGUGACUAUCGUAUUUAUUCAAUCUACUCUGGAAAUGCACAAUGCGGGGUUCGCUACCCGAGUUAUCCAGACGGUCAAACAAUUCGAUCACACCAAUGGCACGACUCAUAUUCAGUAGCACUGGAUUCUCUAGAAAUCUUUUGCAAUAAUAAGCGACCGUCGUUGCUUUGCGGCAAACGCACUACUCGAAAGAUUGAAAGCUUGUGCGGAAAUUGGAAAGUUCUCGUCCACACCAAGACUUUUGAAAAGCUGACUUACAAUAAUGCCCAGGAUGCAUGCCGCAGCAACAUCGGAUUUUUCCUGCCAAGUGCAGCACUAUGGAAUAAGGUAUUGAUUGAAAUGAAGACAGGAGAUGCCGGAUGCAGACAACUUGCGGAAACGUUUGAUCAAAUCCCUCUCUGGUUCACGGUUCAUGGCAGAGAACCAGACACAAGGCAUUUUGCGUCGGUUUGUGUUGGAGCACGUUUGCUAGCCGGUUCGAUGACCAGCCGGGGUAUUCACAGGUAUGAAGGCUUUCAGUACAUUGACGAAGAAGGUCAUGUGACGUGCAAGCAGGGCUACAGAAAAUCCGUGCUCGAGAACACCCCUGCCUAUCCUUAUAAGGGAAUGUGGCAAAAUACUGCCGGUUGUUACAAGCAUGUGGGUGUACAAGGAGGAACCCAACUCAAUCAAGUAAGAGAAGACGGGUCCCGGAAGAUAUUUCAACAGUGUGAACCCGCACAAAAGGUGUCGGGAUGGGAGAGAACCUUCAAGGACGGAAAUGUCCGAUGCCCGAAAGGACAUUUGUGGAACUGUGAUCCACAUCCUGUGGUUGACGUGCGCUGUCCAUCAGUGGAGGAUGAACUCAAAAUGCAGCCAGUGUGUCACAACAACAAGCGUAUCAACUACGCUCGUUGCUUCGAUCUUGGCAAAAACGGAAUAAAUAUCGCGCACACGUAUACAGACCAAUUUUACGUGGAACGCGAGACGGCGACAUUCAAAUGUCGUUGGCCUACAUUUGAAAGCUGCACUAGCCCUCCAUGUGCAGGUGGACGUAACCAAAAUAGGGCAACUAUUGAGAGAAGCAAUAGUAAAACUUGGAGAUGGGAUAACUUGCCGAAAUGCGCGACGUUAGCAUCCCUAACUUCUGGCGGACAACACUGGUAUUACAGCCAUCUUGAGACAACAGUUGAUAGGGCUACCAUGGCGUGUGAAGACGUGGGUACAAACCUGAUGACGCUGGCCGAAGCUCAAACAAUCCGGAGUUCCAGUCUGGUCAACAACCCGAGUUUAACCCAAAAUUUCAUUUGGGUGCUCAACCCAGUCUCAAAUGUUCCGAUUGCUUUUAAUAUUAGAACUAACCAGCAGCAGAUCGACGCACUCACUGCUGAAAUCAUGUGCAAGUCAUCAACCAAACAAGCUGCAACUUGUUGGACCCAGGACAAGGUUGUACUGACUAUUCCCUACAAGCAUGUCAAUUACGCAGAAGCCAAAACCCAUUGUGAGAAUGCAGGAACAAAAAUUCCAUUACCUUUCCUGCACUUUUGCCUUGAUUCACUCACACGCUGGGCUUACUCCUAUGACCAAUAUCAGGAAGAACACUGGGUUUUGGACCAAUUCUCUUCGACAGAUGCUCGUGCCAGCGAUCUCAAAGUACAUAAGCAAACACUACAGCUUCGUGCGACUUGCUGGACAGGUACAAAUCGCCAUGAAGAUGAUAAAAUCUUUGUGAAGCACGAAUGCCGUUACCACAACCUUUACUACUUCGUAAAAGAAACAGGAUCCAAUUAUGAACUUGCCAGUCAUGAUUGUAUCCAAAGAGAUAUGGCACUACCACCAGUACAUAUCAUGCAGUGCGUUUGGCUGUUUUCCAUGAAACUUGGUUUUCCACCAGCUUGGAUGGCGGGAACAUAUGGAACGCAUGGAAGUAUCGCUAAGACCAGUGAUAACCAAGCUCGUAUUACUGGCUCUGCUAUGACCACAGUCUGUGCAGAAGCGAAAGAGUCAAGUUCUUUCUGGUAGAUAUCCAUACAUACUCUGCAGGGAGCUGGUGUUCGUUAUGCUUAGUCUGCUUAAACAACACGGAACGUACACAAGACACCAUUAUGGUAUUCUCUUCACCUGUUACAACUCACAGCAGCCAUAGUGACAGUAUGGUCAUGGAUACCCGUAUCAUCGUUGAUAGCGACAGAAUCGUAGAAAACCACCCUAUCUAACAUGCUUAGACUGCAUUUUGGUUAAUGUCAGAUGGAGGUUCCCUGCUUUUCUUCCACUCUUCCUUUCUCUGAUCUCAUAGUGCUGGUAAUAUAAUUACUGUGUGACGAAGAGAAUA